This is a messenger RNA of Bursaphelenchus xylophilus (pine wood nematode), 1878 nucleotides long. The record is from the annotation of a GenBank genome assembly. Lineage: Eukaryota; Metazoa; Nematoda; Chromadorea; Rhabditida; Aphelenchoididae.
AUGGACUGCAGGGCUGUUCAACUCGUUGUGUUCCUUGUUCUGGCUUAUAAUUGCUUCGGAAAAAGUAUGUUAGCCUUAAUUUUGCUUCAAGUUUCACAUCUCUCUGUGUUGAUUACAAGUGAAAUUUUUUCUUGGUUCAAAAAAAUACAGCAUAAUUGAAUCUGAUAUAAAAUAGUAUUGCAAAAUUUUUUUCUUUAUGUCGCACGUCAAUCCAAAAUAGAAGAAAUAAUUUCCCGCCCCUUUUUGGUGAUUCGUUCAAAACGAAAUGUCACUAUCCGAUAAAACGCAUUUUCUUGUCUUCUUUCUCCCUUUUCGAGAAAAAGCAAUUAUUUCGGGCGAAAAAAGUGCCGAUAAUUUCGCAACAUUUCGUCUCCCUUUUAUUGUUAAAUCAAUGAAAACGAUACGAAGUUUCGAAACGGUUCAGGAAAUGCGCUGGAUUGACGUACGUCGGCGUUUUUUGAUAAAAAAUCCAGACCCUUACCGUAAAAAAAAAUUGUCAUGCCUGAAACUGUAUCAUCUCUUCUCUCAAUUCUUUUCUACCAGGUACAAAAGAAUGUCUUUGCCAAGAAGAAACCUGCAAACGGAGGAACUACGAGUCUUGCGUACGGGGUUUCCUAAACGAAGAAGGCUCCUGCGACGUCUCCUGCCGACGUCCCGGCCAUUGUCCCAAUGCAAACUGCUCCUGUUCUGAUGCGGAAUGCCGUCUUCUUGGGUUUGAUGAAUGUGCCGGAACCUACUGCCAAGACGGAGAAUGUAAACCGAGCUGUUGUCAAAAACAGGAGUGCGAAUGCGAUCAUGAUUACUGCAUCUCGCAGGGGUAUACAAUGUGUACCAAGGCGUACAUGAAGGACGGGAAAUGCAAGCCUGUGUGUCGAGGGCCGACUUGUCCUAAUAAGAAUUGCACUUGUGAUGACAAAGAAUGCCAGAGACAGGGAUUCGAAAGAUGUGCUGGGACUUAUUGUGAGAAUGGAGAGUGUAUGAUCAGUUGUUGUGAUAAGGUCGGGACAAACGUGACAAUAAUUCCAACUCGAUCCACUAAACUUACAACCGCCUCGCUUAGCACUCCCGUCACAUCACCAAGUACUUCAAUAACAACACCCAGCACCACUCCAACCACAACUACAACCAAAAAACCCGGCUGUGAGUUAUAUAAUAAAGCGAUCCGGCUGCCUUCAAAGUACCGUAACUCCAAAACUCCUUUCAUUUUCGCGCAUUUUUGAUAUGUUGUUACACCUAUGUCAAAGUAUUUUUGAGAGGUUUCAAAAGUUGAGACAAGUUCUCUGCAAAAAAGUUACAUUCAAUAUGGUACCUUGGUAUUUUCCAAAGUAGUCGAAGGCAACAUCCUACGGUAAAGUUGUCAAUUAUGAAAAUGUUCCCCAUGGUCAAAAACGUAAAACAGCGAGGUUUUGUGCCUUUACUCCAUGGGAUUUCUACACACGAACCCAAUCUUUCUGAAAAUUGUACCUACCGUAACCCCCGUAUACGGUAAUUUCAGAAACUAAAAAUUCGCGCUGACGUUCAACUAUCAUAGUACAACAACUAUGCAAAAUAUGUAGUACAAAAAUCUUUUGGCCUGACCUAAACAUUUUUGCGUCAGGACCCAUGGAAGAAACAUGCAUUUUUUUGGGACACCCUGUAAAGGUGUUUUCGAGUUGGGCGUCCACAUUUUUGUUCACCGAAAAUUGCGAUUUGGGAAAAAAAAUUUGUGAAUUCUUAUACGGCCACCUUUAUAUAUUACACAUUUUCAUCAAUUACAUAAUAUAUUUCAGGCAAGCCCUGUCGAUGUGGACGUUGUUGUGGCGGUUGCCGAGGGCGUUGUUGCGGAAAGUAAGAAAUAAUGGCAACUCAAUACAUCCCUUCUUCCUGCGAUGUUACUGA